AUGGCAAGCGUUAAGAAGGAGUUUUUCGACCGUUACGUUGCGCGUGCCAUGGCUGGCGACCCCCCCCUGCCUCCCUACGAGACCGAUGACAAUGGCCAUAUUGUCAUGCAUAUUGGCGAGGUCUUCUGCCGCGUCCCCGACUGCUCCUCCCAAACAAAGCAGUUCUCCCACACUGGCAACCUGCGUGUCCACAUAAAGGCCCAUAAAGACCUCACCCUCCCCGGCCGCGCCAAAGGUGCCCCUAGUGUCGAGGACAAAAAUGCCUCGAUCGCGUGGUAUAAAUCGCUCUUUGCCCCUCCGAAGAAGAUGGCCGUGCCUUUUACGAAGGCUGGCAAUAUCGGUAUCAAAGAGAUCAAGGAUUUUCUUCGGACCAAGCAUGUGACCCAGUUCCCUUGCGAGUCCUGCGAGCAAGCUAAUGCUAAAUGCUGUGCCACCCCUUUCGUCUGCGAGUACCUUGACCGCUACUACGACGUUGAAGACUCUUUCGACCGCCCGGAGUAA
Molecule: messenger RNA, 501 nt
Organism: Penicillium antarcticum
Lineage: Eukaryota; Fungi; Ascomycota; Eurotiomycetes; Eurotiales; Aspergillaceae
Exons: 5
Coding region: 1-501 (166 amino acids)
Source: RefSeq, a predicted model, not a curated record